Molecule: messenger RNA, 1804 nt
Organism: Brassica oleracea var. oleracea
Lineage: Eukaryota; Viridiplantae; Streptophyta; Magnoliopsida; Brassicales; Brassicaceae
Product: AP2-like ethylene-responsive transcription factor TOE2
Exons: 9
Coding region: 319-1641 (440 amino acids)
Biological process (GO): regulation of DNA-templated transcription
Molecular function (GO): DNA-binding transcription factor activity; DNA binding
Source: RefSeq, a predicted model, not a curated record
CCAACCACAGCUUGCGUCCCAUCAGUCCCCGGCCGACGACGAUAAUCUCAUUCGUCCGGCGAAGCUAUUAGUCUCUCGUCUCCUCUCUUUAAAAUCCCCAGUGAUCUAACUAUCAAUCACUAUGUCUCCGUCGUGAUCGAUCUUUCCUCAUCUGUAAAUUAUCCUUAAUAAUAAUCCGCAAAUCCUGGCCGUCCAUUUCAGAAUCUGAUGUUCCUGUCCUAAAUCUCAUUUUCGAUCUGGUCGGAUUAGCGGGAGGGUUGUUAGAAUCAAUGUGUAAGAGAGGUUGAGGAGAUAGUUGUUAGUUGACUUUUGAGAGUGAUGAUGCUGGAUCUCAAUCUCGACGUCGUGUCAACUCAGAUGGAUGAAUCGGUGACUUCGAACUCUUCUGUAGUCAAUGCCGAGGCGUCAAGCUGCAUCGACGGCGAAGAGGAGCUCUGCUCCACACGCGCCGCGGUCAAGUUUCAGUUUGAAAUACUGAAAGGAAGAGGUCGAGAAGAAGAAGAUAGAACGACUAAGGAGUUUUUUCCUGUUGCGCAAAGUUCGAGGAGCUCCGUUGAUAUCUCCUUCCAGAGAGGGACACAAGGCGGAGACUUUGUACAGCCACCACCAGCACAGCCGGUGAAGAAAAGCAGGAGAGGGCCUAGGUCUAAGAGUUCUCAGUACAGAGGGGUCACUUUCUAUAGGAGGACAGGCAGAUGGGAAUCUCAUAUCUGGGAUUGCGGUAAACAAGUUUAUUUAGGUGGAUUUGACACUGCUCAUGCUGCAGCUAGGGCGUACGAUCGAGCUGCUGUCAGGUUCAGGGGACUGGAGGCUGACAUUAAUUUCGUUAUCAGCGAUUAUGAAGAGGAUCUCAAGCAGAUGGCGCAUCUUUCCAAGGAGGAAGUUGUGCAAGUACUUCGGCGACAGAGCUCUGGUUUCUCCAGGAGCAAUUCAAGAUAUCAAGGAGUUUCUUUGCAGAAGAUUGGCGGGUGGAGGGGAACUCAAAUGAAGCAGUUCAAUGGAAACAUAGAUUAUUAUGAUGGCUCAUAUGAUUAUGGAAUCAGGACGGUUGCUUCCUUAAUCGAGCCUCAUGCAUCCCGGAUCAUUCCCGAGGCAGCUAACGUUAAGCUCGACCUCAGUUUGGGAAUCUCUCUUUCACUGGGAGAUGGUCCAAAGCAAAAAGAUAAGACCCCUAACAGUAUGAUGGAGAACCACAUGGCUGCAGCGACAUGUGAUAGUCCUUUCAAUUUGUUAAAGAGGGGUUCAGACCACCUUAUCAACCGCCAUGUCCUCCAUCCUUCUGCGUUCUUUUCACCCAUGGAAAGAACACCAGAGAAAGGUUUUAUGUCGCCUCCUCCUCAAAGCUUCCUAACCAGGACAUUGCAAGCGCAAGAUCAGUUCAGUGGUGUAACCGCCACAACAGCUAUUGCAUCGCCACUGUACUCAAAUGCAGCAUCAUCAGGAUUCUCACCCUCAGCUACACCCCCACCUUCUUCCUCCUCCACUGCUACUCUUCAUCCUUCUCAGCCCUUCCUCAAUCUGAAUAUACCCGGUCUCUAUGUCAUCCACCCAUCUGAUUCCCCAUCCCAGCAACACCACCCCCAUCUCAUGAACCGAUCACAACCACCACCACCAUAUAAGCGUACUUGUAACAUAGAGUGAAGACUAAUAACAAAACAGAAACCAAAAUCUAUAUUCUCAUAUCACUAUUAUGUCUCUGAAAUUAAUAUAAUGGAUAACCUUUGUUCAAACAAUGCAAUCUAUUUGUAUCAAGAUAAUGACAGAUGUUUCCCUUCUUGUAGACAAGAAAAUAUAUUAUUUUUUC